GUCUCGAGGUGAUUACACGCACUCCUCUGUUCAAUGGCCUUGGCCCUCCGUAUUCUCCAGCUGCGAAAGCAGGGCUGGACAAUUUGAAGUGGCUCGUUAUUCAAGGAUAUUGGUGCCAUUUACGGGCCAAGAGGGUGGCCUGAUCGGCUGUAGAGGUCGGCUUCGACAGAUCCACCUCGCCGUCCCCGCUGACCUGUGACCAGCGACGCAGGCCGACCUCGGUCGGCUGAAGAGCCUGCAGCCAUGACCUUCCUGCGGGGAUCGACCAACUACGUCUGGUGCACCACCAGUGUGCUCGGCAAAGGUGCCACCGGUGCUGUCUUCCAAGGAGUCAACAAGCAAAAUGGCGAGCCGGUAGCCGUGAAGACCUUCAAUCAGCUGAGCCACAUGCGACCUCACGAGGUGCAGAUGCGCGAGUUCGACGUGCUGAAGAAGGUCAACCACAAGAACAUCGUCAAACUUCUGGCGAUAGAGGAGGAGCAAGAGGGCCGCGGGAAGGUGAUCGUGAUGGAGUUGUGCACUGGUGGCAGCCUGUUCAACAUGCUGGACGACCCGGAGAACGCAUAUGGGCUGGAUGAGAAGGAGUUCUUCUUGGUCCUGAGACAUCUUUCGGACGGCAUGAAACACUUGCGCGACCUGAACCUGGUGCACCGGGACCUGAAGCCGGGCAACAUCAUGAAGUACAUCGACGUGGACGGCUCCACCAUCUACAAGCUGACCGACUUCGGCGCUGCGCGGGAGCUGGACGACGACCAGCAGUUCAUGUCCCUGUACGGCACCGAGGAGUACCUGCACCCGGACAUGUACGAGCGCGCCGUGCUCAGGAAGUCGGCUGGCAAGACCUUCCGCGCCACCGUCGACCUGUGGUCGAUCGGCGUCACCCUGUUCCACGUGGCCACAGGACAGCUGCCCUUCCGGCCGUACGGCGGCAGGAAGAACAAGGAGACCAUGCACGUUAUCACCACGAAGAAGAAGCCCGGCAUCAUAUCUGGCAUUCAGACCACGGAAGGCGGUGAAAUCGAGUGGGGCGAGAAGCUGCCAGACACCUGUCAGCUGUCUCUCGGCGCCAAGGAGCUGGUGACGCCGCUGCUGGCCGGCCUGCUGGAGGUGGAUCCACACGUCAUGUGGAACUUCGACCGCUUCUUCAACGAGGUGACGGCCAUGACGUCCCGCCGCUGCGUGCCCGUGUUCCACGUGAACCAGCUGCAGCACCUGCGGCUGUACCUGACGACGGACGCCAGCUACGAAGCGCUGCAGUCGGCGGUGGCCAGCCAGACGAGCAUAGCGGCCACCAGCCAGAUCCUGCUGCUGGACGGCCAGCCGCUGCUGGAGGCGGUGGCUACCGACACGCCUGUGUCGGAGUACCCGGCCAUCGCCGCCGACCAGCCGCUCGUGCUGUUCGACAAGGAGAACAAUGACGUCACGCCGUGCCGCGUGGUGCCGCUGCCGAAAUUCCCGACGAUACCCCAGACACUGAGCGUGGAGAACGACGCCAUCCUGGCCAAGAUGGCGUGCAGCGUGGGUUACGAGUUCAAGCGGCGCGUCACCUCGUACAGCAUGUCCUGCGCGCUGAUGGAGCACGCCGUCAGGAUGCUCACCCUGGUGCUGAAGACAGAGCUGACGCGGCUGAAGGAGAGCCUGGAGGCGAGCCAGCAGCUGAGCGCCACGCUGGGCCGCCAGUGGUCGCUGCUGGCCGUGUCGCAGCGCACCAGCGCGGCGCUGCUGCGCCAGCUGGAGCCGGCCCAGCGCGCCACCGCGCAGGCGCUGGCCGAGCUGGCCGAGCCCGUCAGGAGCCUCGAGGAGAUGCUCAAGACGGUGGCGGAGCGGGAGCGCAGUCUCUCGGAGACCAACAUCCCGGAGCUGCACCGGCGCAUCGUCAGCGAGACGUGCCUGCUGGUGGACUGGCGCGGCCGCGUGGCGCACCUGCCCGCGCUGAAGACGGCCGCCGCGCGCGCCGCCACCUACACGGCCAAGCUGCGCGACAGCUGGCAGCACCUGCUGCGCGACCGCACGGCACGCGCUCUAACGUACAACGAUGAGCAGUUCCACCACCUGGAGAAGAUCAAGCUGAUGGGCACGAGCAAGUCGUUGCAGGCGCUGCUGGACGGCGAGGUCAUGCCCACCCGCAGCUCCAUGGCUGAGCUGCUCUCCGACUGGUACAAGACGGCGCAGACCAAGUACAUCAAGAAGGAGAUCGCGUCGACGGACCUGGUGCAGCUGGAGGGCCGGCUGGACGAGCUGGCGGCGCGGCUGGGCGAGGUGCAGCAGCGGUACGCCGACUGCGUGAGGCCCAUCAGCGGCGACGGCCCGGCCCGGCCCGCCUCCGUCCGACGCUCGGGCAACGUGCAGAAGGAGGCCGGCCGCCACCUCGUCACCGGACUCGGCGACCUGGAGGUGGCACAGGCCGACGUCUGGCUGGCGCUGCAGGAGAACGAGACACUGGUGGGCCAGCUGCAAAACCUGGUCGGCUGGGUGGUGCAGUCAUCACUGCCGCCGCAGGACGUCAUCGGUGAGCAGUGAGACGCCCGCUCUGACCGCUGCACCGGCGGAGAGACGACGGCAGGGAGCCAACGCCCGGAUCCCGGUGCUCUGCACGGGCUGGUCACGACCGGCAGCGCGCGCCGGGCGCCGGCAGCGCCUGGGACUGCCGCGGGACAGGGUGUGGUCUGACCAACCUCGUGUCCGCGGUGAUACACCAGAUCCCGCGUGUCCCAGCCUGAGCGGCGGGCACGUCGGGUCGCGUGUUAUUUUUAUAAUGCUUCGCUGGUCCGGUGCCUUCGAUGCCAAGUGUUCGUUGAAGAUUUGCGAGAUUCAGCGUUAUCUUCACCGCCGGGGGAAGAGAGCGCUGCUGGUGCGCAUCCGGUCCAUUGUGUCACUCCGACUCAUCUGCGGUCCGAUCAGAUUCAUCAGCAACUCGACCUCCCGCAUCGGCGAUCAUCCGCCACCGUGGCAACGAUUUAGAGGUGUUUGCGCGUUGGACUACUCCCCACGUACCUCUCGCGUUUAGCCGUCUCGGAGUUAUUGGCUGCCGUAGCGUCUAGAUUUCCCAGGACUCUUACAUCUGCGUGGCCGUGCGGCCGGGUCGCCGGCUUCGUUUGCAGGCAAGGGCCGGCGCCGGCCGGUGUACUGUGUUGGCCACAUUCCCUAGGCUUGGACCGCCAUCGAUGGUCGCGGCCGUCCCGCGCGGGAACCUGACCGGAGCUGCUCUGUCAACUGCUCUUCCGCGCGGGAAUCGAACCGGAGCUGCUGUGUUCGCUGUUGUCCCGCGCGAGAACCUGACCGGAAUUGCUCUGUUCGCGGCCGUCCCGCGCGGGAAUCGGACCGGAGCUCUCUGGUCCGAAAGAGGAUGCUCUGUUUGCGGUGACGUCUUUUCCUGGGAUGCUUUGGUAUCUAUUUUCUCACGGCGUCCUGUCCCGCAUCGGAGGUAUGGCGUCCAUUCUUCCACCAUGUACCUGUGCUCUUGUGGCGGUCGCUGAUCAGACGUGUUAAGAGUUUGUGAAUGAUUGAGCAAUUACUCCGGUGCCCGUGCGAUGUGAUGUUUGAUUGUUUUAAUAAGUAUGCAUUUGUUAUAUGCAUUGCACAUUAUACAAUACCAAAGAUCGCAAAGAGUUCGAUGUGUGUGCAUUUCCGAAGUAGAUAUUAUCGAAC
This is a messenger RNA of Pollicipes pollicipes, 3648 nucleotides long. Its product is annotated as inhibitor of nuclear factor kappa-B kinase subunit epsilon. The transcript is spliced from 15 exons. The record is from RefSeq and is a predicted model, not a curated record. Lineage: Eukaryota; Metazoa; Arthropoda; Thecostraca; Pollicipedomorpha; Pollicipedidae. Gene Ontology annotation, molecular function: protein serine/threonine kinase activity; ATP binding. The coding region runs from base 244 to 2520 and encodes 758 amino acids. Gene Ontology annotation, biological process: peptidyl-serine phosphorylation. Gene Ontology annotation, cellular component: cytoplasm.